Capronia coronata CBS 617.96 is the source of this 1221-nucleotide messenger RNA. RefSeq lists its product as uncharacterized. The record is from RefSeq and is a predicted model, not a curated record. Lineage: Eukaryota; Fungi; Ascomycota; Eurotiomycetes; Chaetothyriales; Herpotrichiellaceae. Bases 1 to 1221 code for a protein of 406 amino acids. Gene Ontology annotation, molecular function: hydrolase activity. The transcript has a single exon.
AUGCUCUCCCAGCCGUUUGGCGUGACAUGGCGCAAAGCGCUGGUCAGCGUUCCCCGGCUGGUGCCAAACUUCGUGCUCCACUUCACCAACCCUGAGGGACCUCAACCAGUCGUGUUCGACCUACCCUCGAGAGAAGCACACAUGAUUCCAAUCUACAUCUUUAUCCCGCCGACCUACAACCCUCGUUACCACCGCCUGCAGUCUCAAGGCACGCAUCUGAAAGAAUCCCUACGGCCCAGGGCGAAUCCGGAGACGACGGACGACGUGAAGCUGCCCGUGCUGAUCGACUUCCAUGGCGGAGGCUUCGUCCUGGGCUCACCGCAAGAACAAGCGCCCUUUUGCGCCCAGAUGUGCCGCGAGCUCAACUGUGUUGUCAUCUCCGUGGACUAUCGAUUAGGCCCGUCCGCGCAAUAUCCCGCCGCGAAUUACGAUGCCGAAGACGUACUGCGGGCGGUGAUUGAGCCGAGCUCGCAAGCCUACAAGACGCUCCGUGAAGGCAUCCAACAGCAUCUGGCAAAGGAGGGUCGAAAGCCCCUCGCAUUGGAUGAGUCGAGGAUCGCCUUUUCGGGCUUCAGCUCGGGCGGAAAUCUGGCCUUGAACCUGGCCUUGAGUGUCAAGGACGACCCGACGGUCCACAAGGAUUGGCCGAGUCCCAUUCCCUGGGACUUUGAGAACGACAUUCCCAUCUUGUUGUUCUAUCCGAGUUUCGACUGCCGGUUGUUGCCGCACGAGAGACCUCGGCCCGAAGGCCUGCCUCCGCCUAACGGCAUUCUUGAACGCUGGCAGAUCGAGAAAGAGUUGAUGCCCACAUAUCUCCCUGCCGACCUCCGAAGCCAUCCACGUGCCAGUCCUGGUCUGGUGGACCUUAGACCGAAGCAUCCAGGCGACCAGGAGGGCUUGCAUCCCAAAGCAAGGAUAUGGCUCCUCUUACCGCAAUUCGACUCGCUUAACGCGCAGAGUCUGGUGUGGAUCGAAAAGGUCAGAAAUGAAGGACGGAUCAAUGAUCUCACCGUCGAGGAAGUCAAGGGCGUCGUGCAUGGUUGGACCCAGUUCCCUGAUUCUUGGAUCAGUGAAGAAGAGCGAAGGUUGAAGGCCGAGGCGUUCAACCAUGCCAGAACGUUUGUCGAGACAUACUGGAAUCCGGAGAGCACGAAUGUGGACGCGGAUACAGAUGGUAAGGCCCAGCUUGAAGAUCAGACUUCCAGUCACAGUCAGGCCUAG